AUGUCUUCUGGUCCCGAAGUCAGCGAACGAAAAAUUCGUCCAAUUUAUGAGGCACUUGACAGUAAUAAUUACAAGUCGGCAUUACAGCAAUGUAAUAAAUUGCUUAAAAAACAACCGGAUGCUCUUGUUCUGAAGGGAUUAAAAGCAUUGAUACUUGAAAGGACGGGAAAACCCGAAGAAGCUUUGAAGCUUUGUGACGAAGUAAAGGAAGGAAAACCGAUUGAUGAACAGAUUUUACAAGCCCUUACCAUGGUUUACAAAUCUUUGGGAAAAUUCGAAGAAAUCGUUAAAAUUUAUGAGAAUGCUACUGGCCUGAAUCCCACCAACGAAGAACUUGGCAACCAUUUGUUUAUGGCAAUGGUUCGAAUAAAUGACUUCAAGGGGCAACAACAAGUAGCAUUAAAGCUGCACAAGACUUUCAAAUCAAAUAAAUAUUUAUUUUGGGCCAUAAUGAGUUUGUUAUUGCAGGCUGAGAACGCGCCCUCUGGUCAGUCCGGUAUUUUAUUAUCGCUGGCUGAGCGCAUGAUGCAGAAAGCCGUCCAGGAAGGGAGAUUGAAACACACAGAAGAGGUUCAUCUUUAUCUAAUUGUGCUUCUGACACAGAACAAAUUUGAGGAAGCGUUAGAAGUGGUAACAGGGAACCUUGGAAAAAUGUGCAAAGGAGACACUGAAAUAAUCCGUAUUUGGAACGAAUUACUCAUCAAAACGGAGAAAUGGACCCAGGCUAAUGAGUUGAGCAGGAAUUCGCUCACUGAAACGAAUCUUGAUGAUUGGAGGAGCUAUUUGACAUAUCUCGAUUCUUGUUUACACCUGUUGUCUAAAUCUUCAAGCGACGAAAAUGAUGUGAGUUUGGAAGAUGCUCGCAAAUUUUUGUAUUCCUUGCAAGAAACUGUAAAAAAAAAUUCGGAAUACAAACGGGGACCUUUCCUUGCCGAAAUGGAGUUGGAAAAGCGUGUAACCACAGAACUAAAUGGGAAACCAGCAAAGGAGAUCGACUUGCUGGUUGUCGAUUACUUCAAAAUAUUUGGUGCCAAAGCGUGUUGUUUUGAAGAUUUGCAACCAUAUCUGAAAGCUAUUCCAAAUGAUCUGGCCAAAAAGAUAAUAAAAGAAAUCAAAGCCACGAUCGACGAUUCGAGUGACGACGAGAAGUCAAAGAUAUCAAAUAUUCAAAGAAAUGUCAACGUUUAUAAGCUUGAAAGAUUUCUCGGUUUGCUCGCAGAAUUAACUGAAGAUGAUGUGUUAUCAUAUGUCAAUAAACUCUGGGCUCUGUAUAAGGAUACUCUACAAUAUGGCGUAAAUAUAACUGAAACAGAGAAUCAACAUGGUGAUGAAUGUGUUAUAUUGGCCUCGCACGCAUUAUUCGACCUUUAUACAAAAGUUGGAAAAAACACCUUUAUCAUGCAAGCAAUUUUACUGCUGGAAAUGGCUUUGACUAAGAGCAAGCAUAAUUUCCAAUUAAAAUUGUUGUUGAUUCGAUUAUAUCAAAUUGUUGGUAUCUUUUAUAGACAAGCAGAUUUGUACAAGUCAAUGGAUUUCAAGCACGUGCAGCAGGAUACCAUGAGUCAUUAUAUAGUUGCACGAUCGUUCUCUAGCGGGUCCUUUGAGGAGGCGAUUCAAGCAUGUUAUGACACCCAGUCAAUAUAUAACAACAAUCAGAGUGAAACACCAGAGAUGGUAGUUCAAGCAUAUAAAUUUGCAACCUUUUCUAAGAUCCAAGAAUUCAUAGCAUUCUACAAGGAGCUUGAGAAUUCUAUUCAGAGGGCCCUUGUCGACAGAGAAAUAAUACGGCUCGAAUUUUUGACUGCAUCUAAAGUCACCGCAAAUGGUAUCAUAUAUAUCGAAGAGUUGGACGUGGCAGAUCUCGUCUAUGACGGUCCGUUGUUAUCGAUUUGUCGAUCAGAUGAUUUUUAUGAAGCACGUCGGGACAAUAGAGAUUUUUUAGUCAUGCUUGAUUGCAAUCCGUUCGGCAAAUCAACAUUUGAAGAAGCUUCUAGAGUUUCACCAAAGCUUGAUAAAUAUUGGUUGAAGUUGUUUACGAUUAUACCACUUAUUUUGAAAAGCAUGCGUGUCGACCAAAAUGUUGACACUAUUAAAAAAUUAGUUGGCGUAUUGGAAAAGUUGGUAAAUGAUGAGAUCAAAGAUAUCAAAAGUGUAACUCUGGAAGAAAGGAACGUUGCACAUACGGUGGUAAAACUGAGUCAUCUUUACUUAAUUAUAAAGGAAAUUUUGUCUGGACAAAAAGAAUCUGCAGAGAAAAUAACCUCCUCCGUGGAUGCUCUUCUCGGUGCAUUAAAGGCUGUUCAACCCCCUGACACCUCCCAGCUGACCGCAAAAGAGUUAUCGUGGGUUCACUUUCAUAGGUUCUCAUUAUUUCUUGAGGCGUGCAAUUACGUGAAAAUUGUUAACCAAAUUAUACAUGACAUGAUUGGCCCCAAAAACAAAAAGUCGAGCCAUAGAGAAUUGACUAAAAUCACGCAAAGUCUGAGCAUAGCGAUCAAGGAUCAUAUUCAGCACUUGAACAAACAAUUAAUAAAUCUUCAAAGUAAAGUCGAAGGCGAAAAUACUGCUCUUUACAUCUUUGAUUAUAUUAAGGCAGGGAAGCACAUCGAAUUUUGUUCAGCUGAGGAAAACAUAUCUGAUAUUCUAUUAUUCCUAAACAAGAUGGAAAAUAGUUGGACAGCAAGCCUGAAAGCUUUAAUUAAAGAAACUGAGGCUAGAAUUGUUGAAUCUUCACACUAG
Acaulospora morrowiae is the source of this 2739-nucleotide messenger RNA. NCBI's taxonomy places the organism in Eukaryota, Fungi, Glomeromycota, Glomeromycetes, Diversisporales, Acaulosporaceae. The record is from the annotation of a GenBank genome assembly.